CUGAUGCAGUUUGAGGCUGUUCAACAACAGCACCUCUGAAUAUCGGCCAACAGUAUUUGAAGUCUUGUGCCUGUGAUGACGUACCUCCGGUCAAAUUAAGCUAAAUGGGGGGUGAAGCUUCUCUUCUAGCGCUGGCAAUUCUCAACCAUUUAAAUAAAAAUGUGCAAAAAACGGCUUGUAUGGAUGAGGGAAUACCCGUUCACAUCAAAGAGCAGAUUGCCCCCAAACACGCUAUAUCCUGCAUAAUGAGGGUGCUGCAGAUCCUCUCAUUGUCCGCCCCACACCGACUAUUACAUUAUUUACGAAGUGGGAAUGUGUGCCGUGCUGUAAUGCUGUCAGCUGCUGCCUGCAUGCUACGUCUAUUACGGUAGUUAUCGGUGGAGCCUGACGGAUGCAGAGAUAGAGAAGAGGGAGAGGACACGGGAGGCAGCCUGGUUUUCACCACAUCAGAGGUUUCUUCCACAGUACCUUUUGCCAUCCGUCUCAUCAUGUUGAGGAAGGGCUCAGAGCUGCUGAAGGGAGACCGAGAGGUCCUCCUGGAUCUGGACUACGUGGCUGAAGCACAAAGCACGGGCGGCUAUGGGAGCCUGCAGAACGGCAGCUACAUCCCGGCUAGAUGUUUUGCAGCUGUUGACGAAGUGGGCGAUGAUGAUGAUCCCAUGUACAGUCGCUGUAACGCAAGAAGCAACCAGCCAGUUCCACAGCUGGGGAAUUACUUCAGAGAUGGCCGAACCAAAAUCGACUUUGUACUGGUGUGGGAGAUUCGCUCACGGAGAAAAAAGCGAGGGAAGACAAAGAGCCGGGGGAACGCUGAGGGGGCGGAAGCGGCGCCAGCGGAGGAGAACAACAGGUCUGAACGCAGGAAGGCACAGCUGGCACAGUGGAGGGAGAAGUUCGUCCAGAAUUUGGAGAGUGCUGGAUUGCUCAUGGAAAAGGAGGAAACAGCCAAUGAAAAGAAAACGAUUCACUUUCUGAAACUUAGCGCUCCUUGGGAGGUGUUGCUGUAUUACGCGGAGGAACUCUGUCUGAGGGCUCCGUUGCAGGCCCAGGCCAACCUGGACCUGAACACAUCUGCUCUGGUUCUGAAGAGACUGUGCAUACCUAACGUGAUGAUGGAGUCGGUGCCAAACAGGCCGCUGGACUACUACACAUGUGCCUUUCGCAAGUCAAAGAUGAACCGGUUCCUAGGCUGCAACGACCAACAGUCCUUCUUCACCAACGCACAGAGGCACCGUGUUGUGUACGAGAUUCUUGCCAGGACGGUGUACGGCAGAAGGAAGAGGGCUGAGGUUGGUGUGGACAGACUGGUAAACGAAGGCGUGUACACGGCAGCUUUCCCGCUGCACGAGGGUCCCUUUCAGCUUCCAAAGCACGAGAUCCGUCCUGACGAGCUGAACCAGAGGCAGAUUCUUUACCACUAUUGGGCCCGCUGGUGGAAAUGGUACAAGUACCAACCUCUGGACCACAUCAGGGAGUACUUUGGAGAGAAGAUUGCACUCUACUUUGCCUGGCUGGGUUUCUACACAGCGUGGCUGCUGCCGGCGGCUGUGGUUGGAACCCUGGUGUUUGUGUCUGGAGUCCUGUCCAUGGGUUCCAACGCGCCAGCUAAAGACAUCUGUAACAGCGAAGCUAGUUAUCUGAUGUGUCCUCUCUGUAAUACAUGCAAGGCCUGGAACAUGUCUGACACAUGCACCAUGGCCAAGUUGGGCUACUUGUUUGACCACCCAGGCACAGUCCUCUUCAGCGUGUUCAUGUCCUUCUGGGCCGUGACCUUCCUGGAGUACUGGAAGAGGAAGAUGGCCACCCUGUCCCAUCACUGGGACUGCAUGGACUUCCAUGAAGAAGAGGAGCGUCCUCGCCCAGAGUUUGCAGCCACGGCCCCGACUAUGGAGCCAAACCCAGUGACUGGGGUGAAAGAGCCCUACUUUCCUGAGAAGACCAGGUUGUCCCGGAUGUUCACUGGCUCCAUGAUCAUUAUUAUGAUGCUGUGUGUGGUGAUGAUUUUCCUGGUGACGGUGGUCAUGUGCCGAGGUAUCAUCAGCCUGAUGUUGUUCCGCACUGGGAGCCCCGUCCUGCGUACAGAGGCAGGGACCAUAGCCAACGUCUCCAGCAGUGUUGUGAAUCUGGGCCUCAUUCUGUUGAUGGGCCGAGUCUACACCGCAUUAGCCGAGCAGCUCACUAAAUGGGAGAUGCACAGAACACAAACCCAGUACGACAAUGCCUUCAUCUUCAAGGUGUUCAUCUUCCAGUUUGUCAACUUCUACUCGUCCCCCUUCUAUGUGGCUUUCUUCAAAGGAAGGUUUGUGGGUUACCCCAGCAACUAUGGCACCUUGUUUGGGAUGAGAAAUGAAGAUUGUGGUCCUGGCGGUUGCCUCAUUGAACUGGCUGAGCAGCUCUUCAUUAUUAUGGUGGGGAAGCAAGUCAUCAACAACAUUCAGGAGUUCGUUAUCCCUAAAGUGAAGGCCUGGCACCAGAAGAGGACUCUGGCCAAGGUGCUGGGGGAGAACGCGUCCCGUGAGCCUCGGCGCUGGGAGGAAGACUACAAGUUGGUGGAGUGUGAAGGCCUUUUUGAAGAGUACCUGGAAAUGGUGCUCCAGUUUGGGUUCAUCACCAUCUUCGUGGCAGCGUUCCCGCUCGCUCCGCUCUUCGCCCUCCUCAACAACUGGGUGGAAAUCCGUCUGGACGCGCACAAGUUUGCAUGCGAGUACCGCCGGCCGGUGGCUGAGCGCGCCCAGAACAUCGGCGUCUGGUUCAACAUACUGGAGGCCCUGUCCCACCUGUCCGUCAUCGCCAACGCUUUUCUCAUAGCCUUCACAUCCGACUUUUUACCUCGGCUGCUCUACCAGUACAAGUUUGACGAUGGUCUUAAUGGAUAUGUCAACUUCACGUUAGCUUACGCCCCACGGAACUACACUGAGAACCCCAUGUGCAGAUAUAAAGCCUUCAGAGACAACAAUGGAGACUAUUCUCUGUUCUACUGGGAGCUUCUUGGCGUCAGACUGGGUUUUAUCAUUGCUUUUGAGCAUGUGGUGUUCUUCGUGCUGCGAGCCAUCGACUGGAUCGUGCCCGAUGUCCCAGAGUCACUCGAGCUGAAGAUCAAGAGGGAGCGCUACUUGGCCAAGCAGGCGCUUGCCGAAAACCACGAGGCUCUGCUGGGGAGUCGAGGCCGAGGGCCCCCCCCUGCUGCCCCCGCUGCCACCGCGCGCACAUCCAGCCCAGUGAAUGUUGCUGGAGGAGAGCAGCCAGCGACGCGUCCUCUGGAAGCAUGAGUUAGGACUGGUAGCGGGUGGUUUGAGGGAUUCUUCUUCACAUCUGGGACAGCAUUGGUGAAGCUGAGUGGAAUACGGCUCCUGCACUGGGAUUCUGUUUGUCAUUGUGUUCAUUAAUGUGCACGUCGCCACGCGGACUUUAUGAUGAGCAGAAACUCCUCUUUUCAUCUGGAGACCACAAGUCCUCAACUCAAGUCUUAUCUUAAGGCCUUCAGAAAUGCAUCUCCUCGUGAAUCAUACUGGGUGCUGACCGCACAGCAACCGAUGCUUUGCCGGAUCGCACUUGAAGGAAUCAAAAACAAAAUCUCCCAGAAAAUGUGUUUUGUACAGUUUGUUGAUGCACUCAGCCUAAUUUCUUUUAAAUCUGCAUCCAUCGCUUUUAUUUUAAUGUAUUUUUUUUUUAUCUUGGCAGGAAUGAUGCCUUAAUAUAUGUAUAAAUGAGUAUUGAAUUAGUUUGGGGAAAAACUCAAAAUGCAGCACAGUAAUGGGCAUAACAUCUACCAUAGUGAGCCACAUCUAUGCCAAUAACUUAAGUAUUAUUAACUAAAUUUGCAGCAUGAAUUGUUAAUGCUAUCAGUGUUCUGUUCUUUUUGUUCUAGUUACAAAGUCAUACUGAAUUAAUUACUGAGUUUUGUCGUUAUUUUGAUGCUAUAUGGUUUUAAUGACUUUAAAGGGUAAUUCCACCCAAAAAUGUUGUGUUUUCUGACCUCAAGUGGUGUAAGUUCUCAUCUUGAAGCACUAAUGCGUUGGUGUGAACUGUGACCUCACAGUUGGGUGUCCGAGUACACGCAGACACACCCGUCAGUGAGCUUCACUGGUUGUGGUCAGAGGGGAGACCCUCUCUACCGCUCCGUCUCAAACACACGCACACACAUGAAUGAAGCCUCUGGGUCCCGUUUGGCUAAAUUGUACAUCUUUGGCCUACAUUUGGAGUUAACCAUUGUGUUGAAAUGAUUGACCAACCGGUCGUUUUUCAGUUCAUUUCCAAAAGGCGUUGAUUGUGAGCUGAUUAUCUGAUGUCCUCAAUGGGAUGGAGAGCAUAUUUAGACAUCUACACUUGUUUGCAAUGUAUAUACACAUUGGAUGCUGAGCAUGCCCAUCCUCUGUAACUCAACUCUGUGCAGAGUUUCGUACGGAUGAUUUCUGCGAGUUGCUGCUGUAAGAUACGAAAUAUAGUAUCAACAUAGAACAUAUUUUCAUGUGUGGGAUGUUUGCCAUUUAAACACUUUUGGACCAAAAUAAACGUAGUUUGUUGAAUGCA
This is a messenger RNA of Gasterosteus aculeatus aculeatus (three-spined stickleback), 4530 nucleotides long. RefSeq names its product anoctamin 11 (gene ano11). NCBI's taxonomy places the organism in Eukaryota, Metazoa, Chordata, Actinopteri, Perciformes, Gasterosteidae. Gene Ontology annotation, biological process: chloride transmembrane transport. The record is from RefSeq and is a predicted model, not a curated record. Gene Ontology annotation, molecular function: protein dimerization activity; chloride channel activity. Gene Ontology annotation, cellular component: plasma membrane.